Lolium perenne is the source of this 632-nucleotide messenger RNA. The record is from RefSeq and is a predicted model, not a curated record. Lineage: Eukaryota; Viridiplantae; Streptophyta; Magnoliopsida; Poales; Poaceae.
AUGACAAUUACUUACACCGCCGAGAAACUGGGGGGUGAUUCUGGUGCUGCGUUCCUCUCUUGGCAGGCGCGCGAGGGUGGAGAUGACGAGGGAGGCGCGCGCACGGGGCUUCUCCGCCGACGGCGUCCUCCGCCGCAGCCGCCCUCUCCCAGCGCGCCGCCGCCGCCCUCUUCGUCCCCGCCAGCCACGGAAGGGGGCAAGAGCACGAGCAAGAUCGCCAAGGCCAUCCGGGAUAGAAUAUCGUCCUUUUCUUCUCCAAGAACCCGCCUUUCCUGCUGGGGCAACACCGUGACGAGGCACCCGAUCCGCCGGAGCUGGAGCGGCACCGGGACGGGCGGCGGCGAACACGGCGCCGGCGCCAGAACCGUGACGGUGACGGCGGUCAUGGCACCCUCGAGCAAAGCCAUCGCGGCCGGGGCCAGGUCCCUCAUCGAGCGCAACGAUUUCUACUGCCAAGAUUGCAACACCCACAAGUAGAAGUAGGAGCCUGCUUUUGUUCUUGUCGGAUGAUGUAUACCAGUUUUUGGUGAGCCAAGUGUAUCGAUGUUACUAUAAGUGUAUCAUGAGAUAAUGACCCUUUUGGAACGUACGGGUUUGCCUCUCAUCUUACGGAAAUCAGCCUGAAUUCUUCA